Messenger RNA from Aspergillus versicolor CBS 583.65, 1060 nucleotides. RefSeq names its product phytanoyl-CoA dioxygenase family protein. The transcript has 2 exons. Lineage: Eukaryota; Fungi; Ascomycota; Eurotiomycetes; Eurotiales; Aspergillaceae. Bases 79 to 987 code for a protein of 302 amino acids. The record is from RefSeq and is a predicted model, not a curated record.
CAAGUCUGUGGCUCAGCGAGAUUUCCCUGCCGUGAACAACCACAAAUAUACCAUCUACUACCAGCACGCCUCACCACCAUGAUCGCCCCAACUACCACCGGGAAAGCCCCCUCCCUCGUCCGUGUCCCCGCCUCGACAUCGGCCGAUGACGUCCUGUCCAUCCUCCAGCGUGACGGCGGCCUCAUCGUCGAGAAGCUAGGUGACCCGGUCGUCAUCGACCAGGCGUGGAGGGAAAUCCAACCAGAAAUCAACAAUGACACCUUCGACCACACCGGGGUCACUUUUGCAAAAGAAAGCAAACGGGUCUGUGGUCUCGCCGGGAAAAGCCCGACCUUUGCUACGAAGCUGCUUACGAACCCCCUCUACCAGGAGGUUGCCAACAAGCUCCUGGGAAAGACGACGACGGUGUGGUACGGCAAAGAAGAGACAACUUCCACCAGCCUGCCGCAGGUUACCAAUACCAUGGCAUUUUGGCUAGGCCCUGGAUCGCAGGCUCAGGGGCUGCACCGGGACGACCAGUGCCACCAUACUAGACACCCGGCCAAGUACGAAACCGACCUCGGGAUCAUGUUCGCGGGCACCCCGUCCAGGAAGAUCAACGGGGCGACGAAUGUGGUUCCGGGUUCGCAUCUUUGGGAUGAUGAGCGGAAGCCGACAAUGGAGGAGGCUUGUCCUGCCGAACUGGAAAAGGGAGAUGCGUUGAUCUGGCUUGGAUCCACAUACCAUGGUGCCGGACAUAACAGUACCUCUGAUCAGUACCGCCUACUUCUGGCGGGGUUUAUGACUCCUGGGUGGUGUCGUCAGGACGAGAACCAGUACCUUGCCAUCCCGCUGGAGACGAUUAAAUCGUACCCGGACAAUGUGCAAAAGCUGCUUGGCUAUCAGAUUAGUCGGCCGUACGGGGGAUUUGUUGAGCAGAUGGAGCCCAUUGACUUCUUGAAAGCAAAUGGAGACUACACGAAGUGGGUGCCUGGUGAUUUAAUUUAGUCAGGGGGUUCAAUUAUAGGUCUCUCUAUAUCUAAGCCAAUAACGCUUCUGCAUGGGUAAUCACAAACUACAG